Messenger RNA from Lotus japonicus, 2392 nucleotides. RefSeq lists its product as uncharacterized. Lineage: Eukaryota; Viridiplantae; Streptophyta; Magnoliopsida; Fabales; Fabaceae. The transcript is spliced from 13 exons. Gene Ontology annotation, molecular function: protein binding. The record is from RefSeq and is a predicted model, not a curated record. The coding region runs from base 206 to 2065 and encodes 619 amino acids.
CCAAAACCCAAAACCCUUUUUCUUCCUUCAUCAACUUCACACACUCUCCGCAGCCUCUGCAAACAAGGGCUUAGCUCAGAGUCAGAGGGGGCUAUCUAAAGAUUGAAACUUUGAUCGAUUUUGCUUUCAUAAUUUUGCUCAGGUACUGUUGCUUCCUUAUUGUUUGGUUUUCCUGAGUUGUUGUCUACUUGGAAGAAGAAGAAGAAUGGUGAAGGAACAUGUUCUCACAGCUUUCACUCCUAAUGGUGACUACGUGGCUAUUCUGUCUGUCGAUGGGACGGCCAAAGUUUGGAACACUGACAGUGGAAAUUUGUUAGCAGAGUGGAAGCCAUCUGAUGGAGAUCAUGAAAUUAAUUAUUCUUGUAUUGCGUGUAGUUUUAUUGGGAAAAAGCGUAGGAAAGAACAGGGAACUUGCUUAUUAGCUCUUGGCACAGUUGAUGGAAGUAUUCUGGCUGUUGAUGUUUCCACCAGUGAGAGAAAGUGGACUACUAGCCAUCCUGGGGGGGUUUGUGGACUUUCAUUUGCAAAUAAAGGACGUCUUCUUCGCAUUGUUGGACAUAAUGGGAUGGCAUCUGAGAUUAAUACUGAGACAGGAGAGCUUUUAAAGGAGUUUAGAAUCUCAAAAAAGACCAUCUCUUAUGUGGCUUUCUCACGUGAUGAAAAUUAUUUAGCUAUUGUCGGCACUAAACCACGAGUUAUAAGCUGGGAAAAUGGGAAAGAGGUUCUGAAGUUCCCUACUGAAUUGGUAAAUGUGCAGUAUGUUUCUAUAUCCAAUGAUGCCGAAGAUUUAGUUACAUUAGAUGUUGAGGGUAAACAUCUUCAAGUUUGGAGGUGCGAUUUAAAUUCAGGAACUGUGAGUAGUGGUCCUACACUUCCCGUGAGGCAUUCUCCAUUAGUUUUUGAAUGCCAUCGUGGUUGCAAUAAAGAAGAUGACUUAGCUGUCUUGGCAGUUACGGGGUCAGGGGCAGCCUUUAUGUGGAAUUUGAAUUUGAAAGCCUCUUCUGAAGAUCAGAUAAAACCAACUAAAGUUACCGCAAAGAUGAAAAAAGUUGAAACCAAUAUGGAAAACAGUGAAAGUUCAAAAAAAAGGCGGACUCCAAUCAUUGCAUCCAGAUUACAACCUGUUGGGGAAGACAAACAGAUAAAAGCUCUUGUAACUUAUGGUUCUAUAGAUCAUCCACAUUUUACUGUCUUAAAUGUUGGCAACUCAGGGGAGGAUAUAGUAUUAGAUGUUGGAGAGGAGAGUGAUUCUGUUCAGAAGCAUGACAAUCCUUCUAACAAAGAAGUACCAAUGGAAAGCAAGAAGUCUAAGAAAAGACACGCAACAUCUGAUCCUGAUCUCCCAGCCACGACUAACAAGGUGGAUUCUGAUCAAUGUGAGACCGCAGAAGGAGUGCUUGUUGAUGAUGAUUUAUGCGAGCCAACAAUGGGAGAGAAACUUAGCAGUCUCUCUUUGCUGGAUGAUAACAAAUCCAGGAGUGAUGAAGAGCAAGCAUUGACUGCCUCAGCAAAGCCUCCAAGUGCAGACUCUGUGGAUGUUUUGCUUAAGCAAGCAUUAAAUGCUGAUGAUCGUGCCCUUCUUCUGGAUUGCUUGUACACGCAAGAGGAGAAGGUUAUUAAAAAGUCAGUUGCACAGUUGAACCCAUCCAACGUUCUCAAACUUCUACACUCUCUCAUAUACAUUAUUGAAUCUAGGGGUGCGAUUUUGGCAUGUGCUCUUCCAUGGCUGAAAUGUCUACUUCUACAGCAUGCAAGCGGCAUAAUGUCCCAGGAAUCUUCCUUAAAAGAUUUGAACUCUUUGUAUCAAUUGAUUGAGGCUAGAGUCUCCACUUUUAAACCUGCAGUACAACUGUCAAGUUGCAUGGACAUUCUUUACUCAGGGGUUAUUAACGAGGAGGUAGAUGAAGUUGAAACAGUGCCAGUUAUCUUUGAGGACAAAGAUGAUAGUGAAGAAGAUGAAUCUGAGGAUGAUGAUGCCAUGGAAACUGACCAAGACAGCAAAGAUGAAGAAGCAUUUGAUGAUGUUAGUGACAUUGAAGGAAAUGAUGAUAUCAUGGAAGAUUGAUUAAUGAUGUCUUGCGAACAUGUUUUAAAAACUAUUCACAAGAUGAAGUCCCAGUAGCAAUUGGUUGAGUUGGCAGAUACUGGUAGCAAUUGUGGAAGCGCCAUACCUGAUCACUUACCAUGACAAUUUUGAAAUAUUUCAUAGUUUGACAUCUGUUUUGUUUCUUUGUUUGUUUUAACCAAGGUAUUCCCACAACGGUUAGCAAUGAGAUUAAUCUCUCGCCUCAGGCCAAGGUAGGGAGUUGGUCAAUGAUAAUUCGAUACUAUUUAUGUACUUCACAUAUACAGUUAAUCAGGUAUUAGAAUCUUUAUCUUUGAUUUGAGAAAA